AUGGUAUCCACAAGACCAUCCCCCGCACCGCCCAAGGGCCGGGUUGCGUACCCCAAUGCGGCCAGCUAUACCCCAGGAGACGCCAGCAACUCUCCCGCCUACCUGAAACCGUUCUCCCCCAUCAAGCCGGUGACUUCGCGCGACUCGGAGAAGGAGCGCGCACAAGGACUCAAGACAUGGUGGAAGGGCUUCAGAGAGAAGGAAGCUGCCGAGGCAGACAAGCUAGCCCAUGACGGACGAGUGGUCUUUGGCGUGCCACUGGAAGUGUCCAUGCAAUACGCGUCUUCACAGGUCUCGGCAGAUGGGGCAGACGGUGCUCUUUACGUGUUUGGUGUCAUACCCAUUGUCAUGGCAAAGUGUGGGCUCUAUCUCAAAGAGAAUGCGACUCUGGUAGAGGGUACCUUUCGGGUUUCGGGCUCGGCCAAGAGGAUAAGAGACUUGCAGACAUUGUUCGACACUGGACCCAGUUAUGGCCGGAAUAUUGAUUGGAAGAAGCUGCCAUAUACAUCCCAUGACGUUGGAACCAUCUUUAGAAGGUAUGUUGUCUUGCCGGAACCGGCUAUACCUUACCGAUUCUACGGCGCCUUCAGACUAGUCAUGGAGAGGCAUCUUUCCCAGCAAACGGCAUUUGAAGAAGCGCUCGAAGAGUACAAGAACCUCAUCAAGGCACUUCCAGAGGUCCACCGCAAUCUGCUAUUAUAUGUGCUUGACCUCCUGAGCGUCUUUGACAGACGUUCCGACACAAACUUGAUGAAUGCUGCGAAUCUUGCACUCAUCUUUCAGCCGGGGCUGUUGUCUCAUGAGGAUCACGCUCUACAACCUCGCGAGAACGUCUUGUCGCAACAAGUGCUAGAAUUCAUCAUCACUCACUACAAGAGUAUCUCCGAGACCAUCGAGAUUGGCAAGCCGAGACAGAAGAGCGCCAAGAAGAAGCCACGUCGCAAGUCUAAGCCCGCCAAGCCGCAACGCCCGCCACUGGUCAAGGCCGAUACCGACCUGAUGCUUCCUUCCGACUCGGACGACGAGGCUCCUUCGGGUGGCUACUACGUGGUAGAGGCCUCUGUCAAGAAACCGCCGCUACCUUCUCCCGCCCCUCGUCCUCUGCCACCAUCGCUCGCGCAGAGGAUCAACUCUGAAAGGGUCAACUCGCCACCACCUGCUGCCCCACGCACAGUCUCGCUGAUGGAUCUCAUCGAUCCGUCCGACUCUGAUGAUGAUGUUCCGCCUGGAGGGUACGAGGUGCGCACAGGAAAUUUUGCUGCCACCAGAGCGGCCCUACUCGCAAAGUCUCAGCAGGCGGAGCUGGACAAGGCGGCGAGUAAGGGGAGCACUGGGCUGUCCCGUCGAAAGACUGUGCCUGCCAAGGUUGGUGCUGGACUGAGCAAGAGGCGAGCGUUGGCGGUCAGGGAAGCUCCGUGA
Messenger RNA from Cryptococcus wingfieldii CBS 7118, 1419 nucleotides. RefSeq names its product rho GTPase activator. Gene Ontology annotation, biological process: activation of GTPase activity; regulation of fungal-type cell wall organization; signal transduction. The record is from RefSeq and is a predicted model, not a curated record. Gene Ontology annotation, molecular function: GTPase activator activity. Gene Ontology annotation, cellular component: cell cortex. NCBI's taxonomy places the organism in Eukaryota, Fungi, Basidiomycota, Tremellomycetes, Tremellales, Cryptococcaceae. The transcript has 7 exons. The coding region runs from base 1 to 1419 and encodes 472 amino acids.